AAUGUGCACACCUAUCUGUACUGCACAUUCAUGUCACUUGUAGUCACCAUAAAGAUUUUUAGUUUAUCCUUCUGUGGACACAAUGUCAUCAGUCAUUUCUACUGCGACUGCGUGCCCUUGCUGGUCUUACUGUGCUCCAAUACACAUGAAGUUGAACUGGUAAUUACUGCCUUUGCAGCUUUUGAUUUGAUUUCCACUCUUCUGGUGGUCCUCAUGUCCUACCUGCUCAUCCUCACAGCCAUUCUCAGGAUGAACUCUGCAGAGGGCAGGCGCAAGGCCUUCUCCACCUGUGGGUCCCACCUGACUGUGGUCACCGUGUUCUAUGGGACUUUGAUAUCUAUGUAUGUGCAGCCGGAGGCCCGUCACUCCAGUGACACUAACAAAAUGACGUCCAUAUUUUAUACCUUGAUCAUUCCAAUGUUGAAUCCAUUGAUCUACAGCCUAUGGAACAAAGAUGUGAAAUGUGCUCUUCAGAGGACCUUGAAAAGAUAA
Molecule: messenger RNA, 492 nt
Organism: Octodon degus (degu)
Lineage: Eukaryota; Metazoa; Chordata; Mammalia; Rodentia; Octodontidae
Product: olfactory receptor 8K3-like
Exons: 1
Biological process (GO): G protein-coupled receptor signaling pathway; sensory perception of smell
Cellular component (GO): membrane
Molecular function (GO): odorant binding; olfactory receptor activity
Source: RefSeq, a predicted model, not a curated record